Molecule: messenger RNA, 880 nt
Organism: Cornus florida
Lineage: Eukaryota; Viridiplantae; Streptophyta; Magnoliopsida; Cornales; Cornaceae
Exons: 4
Coding region: 132-629 (165 amino acids)
Molecular function (GO): calcium ion binding
Source: RefSeq, a predicted model, not a curated record
AAAAAAAAGUUGUGAAGUUACAAAUAUGACGUGAAAUAGAUCCUAAGCACACGCUUGCCCAUUCAAACAGUUAUAAGAAGCUUCAAACUCGCUCCCUCUCCGGCUACAGAGAGUUGUAUAAUCAGUAAGCCAUGGGACAAGUUUUAGAGAAACUUCGAGGAAGGGAGUGGAGACAAAGACAAAUAAGAAAGAUAUCAGACAAAGUCUUUGACCGAAUCAAAAAUGAAUCAGGAAGGGUCAAUUUGGCAUUUGAAGAUCUAUACAUUUCCGUGCUACUUGUGUACAAUGACAUUAACAAACAUUUGCCUGGACCUCAUUUUGAUCCCCCGCUGAAGGAGACAGUCAGAACCUUGAUGUUGGAUUGCGAUAUCAAUCUUGAUGGAGAACUUGACCGUGAAGAAUUUGUGAAGUUCAUUAAACUAUUAACAGCAGAUACCUUCAACACUGUUAGUCAGGGACUGAUCAUUGCGUUGGUUGCAGCACCAACAUUUGCAUUAGUAACAAAGAGGGCAACAGAGGGUGUCCCAGGUGUUGGCAAGGUGGUGCAGAGGUUACCGAAUUCAGUUUAUGCAUCCAUUGUGACUCUUGCAGUUGUGAUGUUCCAAAAAUCAGGCCAGGAAAUCGAAUAAACCCACUAUUUUCUUCCAGUUGAAUUUCUCCACAUUGUAUAUAGAGUGGCCAGUGAUUAUUUGCAUGCAUGUAGUAAAUAAGCGAACUGGUUAUUCAGCUUUUACAUUUUAAAACAUGGAAUAUGUUUGUAAGGAGAUACACUUCCACUUGGGCUCUUUUGUUAUUUGCAAGUAUAAUUAAACAAGUGAACUGAUCAUUUGCUACAAACAUUGCGAAAACAUAGAAAAUAUGCUUCCACUUGGUCUCUUAA